Molecule: messenger RNA, 1761 nt
Organism: Brettanomyces bruxellensis
Lineage: Eukaryota; Fungi; Ascomycota; Pichiomycetes; Pichiales; Pichiaceae
Exons: 1
Coding region: 1-1761 (586 amino acids)
Cellular component (GO): cytoplasm
Molecular function (GO): nucleic acid binding; zinc ion binding
Source: RefSeq, a predicted model, not a curated record
AUGAAAACUGAUUAUUAUGAACUUCUUGGAGUAUCUGAGUGUGCUACUCUUGCAGAGCUGAAAAGAGGAUUUAGGAAGCAAGCGCUAAAACUUCAUCCAGAUAAAAAUCCCAGUGCAGAUGCCGCUACUCUUUUUAAUGAAGUCAGAACUGCAUAUGAGACAUUAACGGAUUCUCAAGAACGAUCAUGGUAUGAUUCCCACAAAUAUCAAAUAUUAGCUGAAGAUGAUGAUAUUAAUAGCAAUAACAAUGAGUUCGAUGAGAAAGAUGAUGCCGAAUAUUACUAUAAUGGGACCACCGUUGAAGAUAUAAAAAAGUACUUCAGCAAUAAUUUGUACAAUAGGAUAGAUGACUCCGUACAAGGUUUUUAUCAGGUAGUCAAUGUUUUAACGACUAAAAUUGCUAGCGAGGAAGUUACCUCCGGAAAAAAGCAGAUGUUGCCAAAUUUUGGUAAGUACAAGGAUGAUAGUGUCUAUAGCAAUGCCUGUGAUCCUGAUCUCCUCUUGUUUCCUCGUUUUGGGAAUUCAAAAGCUAAUUAUGGUACAGAGGUUCGUCUAUUUUACAAAGUUUGGAGUAAUUUCCAAUCGGUCAAAACAUUCAGUUGGACCGAUGAAUAUAGAUAUUCAACGGCCCCCGAUAGGAGAACUAUGCGGAGUAUGCAAAGGGAAAACAAAAAGGUACGCCAAAAGUCAAGGAAAGAAUAUAAUGAAACUAUCCGUCGAUGGGUCGCCUUUAUUAAAAGAAAAGAUCCAAGAGUUAAUGCGAAGGCUCAGAAAGAAUACGAACAAUUACGUAUAAAGAAAAGGCAGGAUGCUUUGAAGCAGCAGGCACAAAAUCGAAAAAGGCAAAGAAACCAUGAAACAGAGGAGUAUGAGGAGCAGGAUUGGCAGCAAAUAGAUGCUGAUGAGCUGGCUCAGAUUGAACAAGAACUUGAUAAAAUAUACAAGGAAGAGGAACGAUUAAAAGGAGAAGAUUCAGAUAGUGAUCAAGAUAAGAGCAAUGACAUAUUUGAAUGCAUAGUGUGCAAUAAGACUUUCAAAAGUGUGCAAAAAUUUGCUGAGCAUGAGCGAUCAAGAAAGCAUAAGAAAAAGCUUAAAAAGCUGAAAUGGCAGAUGAGAAAAGAGGGUGUAGAAUUAGGAAUAGAUGAAGAUAAUUUUGUUAAGGAAGAAGAAGUGGUACAAGAAUUUCAAGAUGCAGUAGAGGAUCCGGAUGAUCUACCUACUGAUGAAAAUAAUGGCAACUUUCAAAAUUCCAACAAAAUUAAGGCGGAUCAUUUAAACCAGUUGCAAAACAAUCAUUCCGCAGAGAACAAUUAUUCAGGUCAGAGUGAAAGUGAGAUCAAAAAUAGAACAAGAAAUAAAACUUCAAAGCAAGAUCAAGAAGAAGUACACGACUUGUUUGUGAAUGCACGUAAUGCGAACAAGGCACCGAAAGUUGCAGAGUACCAACAUCAUAAUAAUAGACAUAAAGAUAAGCAACUGCAGGAACUUACAGAAAUAUUAAAUGAGGUAUCUUUGGAACCGAAGAAAAGCAGUGAAGAUGAUUGGGGAACUGGUAAAAAGAAGAAGAGGGGAAGAAGAAAAGCAAAGAAGGGAAAUAAAGCGGAAAGUAAAAACAACAAUGCUUCAACCUCGGUUCCAAAAGGGUCCUCAAGUGUUGCGAAAUGUGCUGUGUGUGAUUUGAAAUUCAGUAGUAGAAACAAACUCUUCGAGCACAUUAAUAACACCGGUCAUGCUGUACCUCUCACUAAAAAACGCGGAUGA